Messenger RNA from Lycium ferocissimum, 876 nucleotides. RefSeq lists its product as uncharacterized. The coding region runs from base 1 to 876 and encodes 291 amino acids. The transcript has a single exon. NCBI's taxonomy places the organism in Eukaryota, Viridiplantae, Streptophyta, Magnoliopsida, Solanales, Solanaceae. The record is from RefSeq and is a predicted model, not a curated record.
AUGGAUUUUCCAGAGAUCAAUCUGAUCAGCAAUUUUGAAGCAGGUGUGAAAUGUCUACAAAACCCUUCUCUUUUUUCAAGAUUCUUUUCAUUUUCUCCUAUAGAAAAAGUACCUCAAUUUCACAUUUUUUGGAAAUGGGGUGCUUUAAUUCUAGCAAUUUUAGCUACUUUUAGCAGUUUAGUACGAAAACUCAAAGUUUUAUUCAUUUUAAUUCGUAAAAUUAAACCUUCUACUGAACCCCUUUUACAAUACCUCGGUGAAGACUUCGAUAUUUCCGAUGAUGACGUGGACGACAUCAACAACGAUGAUGAUGAUAAAUGUUCAUCAUCUGAAGAAUCCGAUGAUGAGGAUUUAUUAUUAGAUGAAGGGCAAGAUCGUAAUUUUACAGUUGCAGGUUCGAGUUUUUAUUUUAAGGAAAAAGGGCAAAAUCGUAAUUUGAGGUACAGGUUGACGGAAUUUUCUGCUGGGAAAAAUGUUGUUAAGUUAUGGGAUAGUUUAGGUUUAGGAUUAGAUUAUGAAUAUGAAGAUUUAAGUAAAAGUGUAGUUUCAUUAUGGGAUUUAAAUCAAGAAGUAAAAAUAGAAAAUUUAUUUUUUUCAUCAAAAAAUGAUGAAAACGGUGUCGUUUUGGCUGGUUAUGAUAAGAGAAUGAAAAAUGAGUCACCUGUUAUAUGUGCUGAUUGGGCCGGGUCGGGUAAAUUGGUCGGAGUUAAUUCUAACGGUGACGGUAAAGUUUAUGUUAGAAAUGAAGGAAUGUUAGCGGUUGGUGAUAUGAGGAAUGUGAAAACGCCGUUAGAGAAAUUAACGGAGAUUGAUGAUGACACGUGGUGGGAUGCAGAUGCCGUUAUUGUUGAGGAGAAGUGUAGUUUUGACGAUUGA